GGCUCAUUCUGAUGCGACACCCACGUUCAUCACAUGACUUCCUGCAAACUCUCAUACAUUUCGCCUUCCUUAAACACACUGAAAACUGCGAACAAGAAGACAGUCGCUCCACACUUGAAGUCUGUAUGUUUGUCCUGUGUUCAUACGAGUCUGUAUAUGUGUUUGUAAGGCCUCGGCACUGACCGAUGAUGAUGGAGACAGAAGAAAGGAUAUCAAACUUCCAGAGACUCCUAUCAGAUGACAGCUGCAGCUCGGAUCUGUCCAGCGACUCAUGCGAAUAUUAUCAGACUGAGAUAUUCGGCCUGUUGCCGAGCUCACAGGCUCAUCGACGGAUUCACGCAGACGCCGUCACACAUGAUUUGGAUGAGAGUUUUCACCUGGACAGAGUCUCCUGGAACCCCAGCGUGCCGCUCAGAGCUCUGCCUGUCUGUCUGCAGGACAAGAAAGACAUCAGAGAGCGGCAGAACCUGCAGAGACACAGCAUUGGCAACUGGGAAUCGUGGAGGCGGAGCCAGCAAACCACAUGGCGGCGCAUAAAGGAGCAUGUGGGCGGGGCCCUCUCAAGACUGUUGCCAUGGAGUCACACGCUCCAUAAGAUUGAAGGUCAGUUUGGUGUCGGGGUGAAGGCGUACUUUGUGUUCCUGCGGUACCUGCUGUGUUUAAACCUGCUGUACUGCGUCAUCAUCGCCGGAACUGUGCUGACGCCGACGCUGGUGUUCAGGGAGAACUUGAGUAUGAACAGCUAUCAGAGUUUACCCCUUGGAUAUAAAGACAUUUUUGUUGGAUCGGGUGUUCUUGAAAACUCUUCAGUGUUUUAUAGUUUCUACACUCGUGGGUCUCUUGAUUUCGACUGUUUAAACACUCCGAUCCUCUUUCUACUUGGCAUGAUCUCUGUCCUAUUCCUCAGCAUCAUCAUGGUGGUCCGCAGGACGGUGGUGGGCUACAAACACUCAUGGCUCACUGGAAGUCGCUUCAGUUCCAACCUGAGUUACAAGGUUUUCUGUGGGUGGGAUUUCUGCAUCCAGGACCGUCAAGCAGCAUCACUGAAACAAAACUUCAUCAGAAAUGAACUGAAGAUGGAUCUAGAAGAGCAGACGUUUCACGAGCGAGUCCAGAGGAGAUCGCUCAGACACUGGGUUCAGCUCAUCCUCUUUCGGGUCUUUCUGAACUUCCUUGUGCUGAUUCUUCUGGGAAGCUCAUUCACUCUGAUCCAUUACUCCAUUCUUCUGUCACAAAAUGAGAAUAAGGAUCAUCACUGGACUUCUCUGAUGUUUGAGUAUCUUCCUCCGAUCACAAUGACAGCGAUAAACUACGUGUUGCCGCACAUCUUCAGUAAGGUCUCAGAGUUUGAAGAUUACUCACUCACCAUCCAGCUCAACCUCACCCUAAUCAGGAGUAUUUUCCUGAAGUUGGCAUCUUUGGGCAUCUAUCUGUUCUUCCUCAUUAAAUCUUCAGCUGUACAGAAUUGCAGUAAAUGUGAAGGGAACGAGUUUGGGAAGGAGAUGUAUAAACUCACCGUCUUCAACUUCCUGGAGUGUUUCUUCACUGCGUUUUGUGUGACUUACCCAAGAACCUUAUUAGCGAAGAAGUUUCCAUCCUCAUCAUUACUAGGCAAGAAGCAGUUUGAGAUUUCCUUCAACGUGCUGGACCUGGUCAACAGUCAGACGGUCACAUGGGUCGGCGUGUUUUACUGCCCUCUACUGCCGGCCAUCAGCACCGUCAAGCUGCUUUUUCUCUUCUACAUCAAGAAGUUCACAGUGGUCCGCUGUUGUGUUCCGGCUCAGAGAAUGUUCCGGACCGCCAGUUCAUCUGUUCUCUUCCAUUUCAUGCUGUUGUUGGGUCUCUCCAUGUCUGUGGUCACAUUAGCUGUCAAUAUCAACAGGUUCGAUAAGUGUUGCGGCCCGUUUAAAGACAGAUCCGUGGUUAAUGUGACCAGUGGGUGUAUAGAGAAGCUGCCCGAGCCGGUCAGGAACACCAUCAGCUACAUCUCGUCAGAGGCCUUCGCCUUCACUCUGAUACUGGCUGAGGUUGUCGUUCUGACGUCGUACGUGUCUCGUGGACGAGCGAAUCGUAAAGCCAUCGAGAGACUGAAGGACAUGUUGGUGAUGUGCAGCUCUGAUAAACGCUUCCUGGUGAAGCAGCACUCGACGAUCACGAGACGACAGCUCCGACGCUAACAUGACAUCAGUAUGAUAAAACAAACACAAACUUAACCCUUAUAGGGUCUUUUUAGACCCCAAACGACGUUUGCUAAAAUGAAAAAAAUGUUCUCUUUGUCCAAAUGGCACUGUGAAACUGUACAGUUGUUAACACUUUCUAGAUCUACAAAUAAAAAAAAAUUGGAGCGAUAUCUUGUUUUUAUGUUAGUGUAGGAAAAAAAGUCACACUCAAGGUCUUUGGGGUCUCCACAGACUCCAGGCAACAAAAUGUAAUUUUGUAACAAAAUAAUUG
Messenger RNA from Ctenopharyngodon idella (grass carp), 2451 nucleotides. It is a transcript of the gene tmc8, whose product is annotated as transmembrane channel-like 8. The coding region runs from base 186 to 2177 and encodes 663 amino acids. The record is from RefSeq and is a predicted model, not a curated record. The transcript has 16 exons. NCBI's taxonomy places the organism in Eukaryota, Metazoa, Chordata, Actinopteri, Cypriniformes, Xenocyprididae. Gene Ontology annotation, molecular function: mechanosensitive monoatomic ion channel activity. Gene Ontology annotation, cellular component: plasma membrane.